GAGUCCCCAACGGGAGGAAGGACCUCCGAGGCCAUGGAGGCAAUCAACAAGUUCCUGAUCCGCAGGAUCCACUCUCUGCCUCCACGGCUCCUGGGGAGCAGCCCGGCCCUACGGGACGUCUCCAACUGCGCCUUCAACAGGGGGGGGGGGCAGCACCGGGAUGAUGAGGGGGCUGUGUUUAAGAAGCCGCAGAGGCCGGGGCAGCGCAGCAGAGUGCAGGCAAUGGGGGCAGACAUGGGGAAGGAGAACGUAGUGCAGAGACCCAGCUCUGCGCCAGACCUCAUGUUUGAUACCCCCGAGAAGGAGAACGUCCCUGAUGGUGAGAGCCCCGUGGUGCUGCGCCGCUGCUCCCUCACCUCCUGCAUGGGAGACGAGGAGGAUGACGGCUUCAUGGAGAUCCUGGAUGAGGAGGAGAUGAAGGGUGAAGCGGAGGUGCCUCCAGGCAUGGCCAGCCUGCUGAGCGCCCCCCUGGUCAGGAAGGAGGAGGCAGAGCCGCCCCCCAUUCAGCGCAGUAAGUGCCGGCAGUUGUUCCGCUCGCCGUCCAUGCCCAGCAGCGUCAUCCGGCCCAUCCUGAAACGCAUCGAGCGGCCGCACAACGACAGCCCCGUUCAAAGCAAACGGCGCCGCAGCGUCACCGGGACCCCCGGGGAGGGGGAGGGGACAGAGCAGAAGGGGCGGCUGCUGCGCUCCAGGUCCUUGUGCCAGGAGCAGCUCGAGAACAUGUUGGACACGGACCGGCCCGAGCUCAUCGGGGACUUCUCCAAAGGUGGGGGGGCACGGACGGUGGAGGGCAAACACCAGGACCUCAAGUACAUCUCCCCCGAAAUGAUGGCGGCGGUGCUGAGCGGGACCUUCAGCAGCUCCAUCGAGAGCUGCGUGAUCGUGGACUGCCGCUACCCCUACGAGUACGAGGGGGGGCACAUCAAGGGCGCUGUCAACUUGCCCAUGGAGCAGGACGUGGAGUUCCUGCUCAAGGAGCCCAUCGUGCCCCUCAAUGCCAGCAAGAGAGUCAUCCUCAUCUUCCACUGCGAGGUUUCCUCCGAGAGGGGCCAGGAUGGGGGUCUGGGGGGUCUAUGGGUCUGGGGGCCUGUUUUCUCACCCCAGGUGCCGCCUUCGUGGCGGGAGAAGGACCGUGCGUGUAACCAGGCCCGCAGCUGCACUUACCCGGAGCUCUACGUGCUCAAGGGGGGGUACAGGGAGUUCUUCCCUCAGUACCAGGCGCACUGCGAGCCGCAGUCGUACCGGCCGAUGCACCACGCGGAUUUCAAGGAGGAUCUGCGCAUGUGCCGCAUGAAGAGCCGCACGUGGGCGGGGGAGCGCAGCAAGAGGGAGCUGUACAGCAGGGUCAACCGCUGCUGAACCGGAACCGGAACCAACCCUACCGGAACCGGAACCGAACCCAACCGGAACCGAACCCAACCGGAACCGGAACCGAACCCAACCGGAACCGAACCCAACCGGAACCGGAGGGGGGGCGGCGGGGGGAGGCCUGAGCUGCGCCCCCCAUGGAGCCCCCAGCUCCGGGACCGGAACCGCUGAAAGCACUUAAAGCUCCGGGCGGCCCGAACGGAACCGGACCCGGUUCGGAGCCGGUUCGGUUGGGGGGGGGCGGCUGUGGAGCGACCCGGGCCAAGAUUGACAACGGGAAUAAACGGGGCCGAGGCCCGGCCGGAUCAAC
This is a messenger RNA of Coturnix japonica (Japanese quail), 1678 nucleotides long. The record is from RefSeq and is a predicted model, not a curated record. Lineage: Eukaryota; Metazoa; Chordata; Aves; Galliformes; Phasianidae.